This is a messenger RNA of Penicillium verrucosum, 1980 nucleotides long. RefSeq names its product dolichyl-P-Glc:Glc(2)Man(9)GlcNAc(2)-PP-dolichol alpha-1,2- glucosyltransferase (gene alg10). Gene Ontology annotation, biological process: protein N-linked glycosylation; dolichol-linked oligosaccharide biosynthetic process. Gene Ontology annotation, molecular function: dolichyl pyrophosphate Glc2Man9GlcNAc2 alpha-1,2-glucosyltransferase activity. Bases 1 to 1980 code for a protein of 659 amino acids. Gene Ontology annotation, cellular component: endoplasmic reticulum. NCBI's taxonomy places the organism in Eukaryota, Fungi, Ascomycota, Eurotiomycetes, Eurotiales, Aspergillaceae. The transcript is spliced from 3 exons. The record is from RefSeq and is a predicted model, not a curated record.
AUGGCCAAUCCCCCAGAAUCAGAUCGCAGCCGGAGUGCUCGAUGGUUGGUUCCGUUUUGCUUGGUCUUGAUUCCUCUCUGGGUGAGUCUUGUCAACAAGACCGUCCCCGAACCGUACCUCGACGAAGUCUUCCAUGUCCCACAGGCACAAGCAUACUGGUCGCAUAAGUGGACGCAAUGGGAUCCGAAGCUCACAACGCCGCCGGGCCUGUAUUUGUGCUCAUACAUCGUGUUCGCUAUUGUGCUGCUGUUACGCGGAUCCCCGACAAAGCUCACCCCGGAUGUCCUGCGCAUGACGAAUGUCGGUGCGACAACAGUUAUUUUCCCUUGGAGACUGCAAAAUUUGCUUGAUACCAUACAGAGGACGACAAAUACUCGGCCAUUGGGAGCGAACGUGUCUCAUACCGUGCUGAACAUCUGCUUGUUCCCCCCGCUGUUUUUCUUCUCUGGCCUCUACUACACCGAUGUUCUUGCUUUGUUGGUUGUCGUGGAGGCAUACAAUUGGGACCUGAAGAGAGACGCAGAGACAGACCAGCAAACCGAUUCCGGUAAAGACACGAUAAAAGCGCCUCGCAAUAAGGUUUUGGAUACAUUGGGAUUUCUGGCUUUCGCGCUGGCUGCACUGGUUUUCCGACAAACCAAUAUCUUCUGGGUUUCGGUUUUCCUAGGUGGACUUCAGGUGGUCCGCAAGAUUCGAAAGUCUGCCACGCCCUGCAUGUCAUCCAAAGUGGCAACUAUCGUGAAGCAAGGCUUCCAGAAUGAGGUGUAUGAUCCUCUUGUUUCGGAGGCUUCCUUGGAAGAUUACCUGAAGACCGCUAUUUCACUUGCGACUGUCGGCCUGAGACAGCCUUUCUCUCUCCUCGUUUCUCUCAUUCCUCACAUCGUCGUCCUUGCGGCCUUCGGUGCAUUUGUACUUUGGAACAACGGAGUCGUCCUAGGCCACAAGGAGUUCCAUACCGCCGGUAUCCACCUGGCUCAGAUGCUCUACAUCUGGCCGUAUUUCACCUUCUUCUCAUGGCCUCUUUUCGUCAUUCCCCUGAUCAACAUUUUAACCCCAAAGCCACUUCCUCAAUAUUUGAACCUCGGCUUCCCGCCGAAACAGAGGAAAUAUCCCAAGCUCAUGGCAGCCCUGAUUGUAAUCCCGAUGAUGCUUGCCGUUGUCCACUUCAACACCAUUGUGCACCCCUUCACCCUUGCUGAUAACCGCCAUUAUGUAUUCUACGUGUUCCGAAUUCUUUUGCUUCACCCAGGAAUCAAGUAUGCUGCAGUGCCGGUCUAUUUCCUCUGCGGAUGGGUCGUGAUCUCCGCCUUUGGAUUUACCACCAUCCAACGUCCGCCCAAAACCCUGCGAGUUCAGAAAUCUGCCCCAGUUGUGCCCCCGGAUCCAACUCCGGCUCCAGCUCCGGCAGCUCAAGAGCCCAAACCCACCAAGCCUUCUGUGCGCAAGCCUUUAGAGGCGCAUCAACAACCACCAAAGGGAACGAAGAAGCCCAACCGACCCACUAACAAGAAGACCAAGAAGGCCGAUCCACCAGCAGAGACCAAGAACGGUGAUCCAUCUCAGCUACCAGCGGAGAUUACGGAUCCAAAUGACCCUGCGGUCCUGGCUAGGGUCCAGGAACACAUCUUCGCGCGGCAGAGAGAAUUACUGGAGGCACCGCGCGUUAGCUUCGUCCUGAUUUGGCUGACCGCUACUUCCCUUUCGCUCAUCACAGCACCCCUUGUCGAACCCCGCUACUUCAUCAUCCCGUGGGUUAUGUGGCGUCUGCAUCUUCCUCCUCUGCCAUGUCUGUUCAGGGACCGAGAGACUCGCCCCCGCACAGAGGAAGCUAAGCGCCGCUCCGACCUCAUUAUCAACGCCCCAAAGUUCGUGGAGACGGUUUGGUUCUUGACCAUUAAUUUCAUCACCGGGUAUGUCUUCCUGUACAAGGGCUUUGAGUGGCCGCAGGAGCCUGGAAAGACUCAGCGAUUUAUGUGGUGA